AUGGACGACAUCGAGGACAUGAUCGGCGAGGAGGAGCUGGACCGUGCGGCCGUGGGCUCCGUGCGCACGCCCAUGGUGGCACCGAAGGCGCACUUCCAGGAUACCGUCCAGUCGACAUCCAGCAGCACAGCCAGCAGCAGCUCCGACAUUGACUCCAAAGAACCCAGUGUGCCUGGCACGCAACUCAUCUGGAUAAAAACGUACGGCUGCUCGCACAACGUGAGUGACUCGGAGUACAUGCAAGGCGUGCUGGCCAGCUACGGCUACCGCUUCACACAGGACCCAGACGCGGCGCAGCUCUGGCUGCUCAACAGCUGCACUGUCAAAGACCCAUCCCAGGCUGCCUUCAUGCACCUGGCCGUCAAGGGCCGCAAGCAGAACAAGGCCGUAGUUGUGGCCGGCUGUGUGCCGCAGGCUGAUCGCCACCUUAAGGGCCUUGAGGAAGUCAGUAUCGUAGGCAUUCAACAAGUGGACCGAGUCGUGGAGGUCGUGGAGGAGACACUUAAGGGCCAUACCGUGCGUCUACUGGCCAAAAACCGUCUGCCGGAGCUCGAUCUGCCCAAGAUCCGUAAGAAUCCCAUGGUGGAGAUCAUCCCGCUGAGCACAGGCUGUCUCGGAGCGUGCACGUACUGCAAGACGCGUCAUGCACGCGGCAAACUGGGAAGUUACACGCCGGAAGCCAUCGUUUCGAGAGCACAGACGGUGAUCAAUGAAGGCGUGACGGAGAUCUGGCUGUCCAGUGAAGACACUGGCGCAUACGGCAUUGACAUUGGCACCGAUCUGCCCACCUUGAUGCGUAAAUUGCUGGAAGUUGUGCCCGAUGGCAUCAUGCUCCGUGUAGGUAUGACGAACCCUCCGUACAUCCUGGAUCACUUGGACGCUAUCGCUGAAGUGCUCAACCACGAACGAGUGUACUCGUUUCUACACGUACCUGUCCAGUCUGGCAGUGACGACGUGUUGCUGGCAAUGAACCGCGAGUACACGGCUGGCGAAUUCCGUCGUGUGGCUGAUGAGUUGCUCGCUAAAGUGCCGGAUCUUACACUUGCCACUGACAUCAUCUGUGGCUUCCCAACCGAAACCGAGGAACAUUUUGACGAGACGAUGGAGCUGGUGGAUAAGUAUCGUUUCCACAUUAUGAAUAUUUCCCAGUUCUACCCUCGUCCGGGAACUCCUGCAGCCAAGAUGAAGCGUGUCUCCACUCAAAUAGUCAAGAACCGCAGCCGCAAACUCACAAAGCUAUUCGAGACAUUCGAGCCGUACACGCGUCUUGUGGAUACGACACUGAAAGUCUGGGUGAACACGGAAGUCUCGGAUGACAAGAAGUACACGGUGGCACACACCAAGAACUAUACCAAGGUGCUUCUCCCUCGUGAUGACUCCCUCAUCGGGUGCACGGCGGAGGUGCGCGUGCUCACAGCGGCGAGAUUCCACGCUACAGGUGAGGUCAUCUCGCGCUCGCAGCCUUGUACUGUGGCCGCUGCUGCCAUUCGCGAGCAGAUCUGCACUGAAGGGGAGCUGUCAGCUGCUGACCGAGCCAAGGCUUUGUCAAAGGCAAAGGCAGCUGCAUCGCACGACCAUGAUGACGAUCAUCAUGGUGAAGGAGGGUGUUGUGGUGGCAGUGGCUCGUGCUGCUCGUCUGGUGGUGAAGGAAAGGGCUGUGGAGGCAAGUGCGGCACAAAGAAGAAGAAGAAAAUGGCCGCCUCACGGAAGAAGAAACACGCUGCGGCUGAGGAAAAUGGCAUGAUCUCAACUAUCACGAGUACGAUGGCGGCCAAGUGGAACGAAGUGAGCGACGAUAAGGUGACGCUCGUAGCACUCACCACCCUCGUGGUGUCGGCAUCUUUCGUCGCCGCUCGCUUGCUCACACGCAAGUGA
Messenger RNA from Phytophthora infestans T30-4, 1875 nucleotides. RefSeq names its product CDK5 regulatory subunit-associated protein 1. The transcript has a single exon. The record is from RefSeq and is a predicted model, not a curated record. The coding region runs from base 1 to 1875 and encodes 624 amino acids. Gene Ontology annotation, cellular component: endoplasmic reticulum. Gene Ontology annotation, molecular function: 4 iron, 4 sulfur cluster binding; tRNA (N(6)-L-threonylcarbamoyladenosine(37)-C(2))-methylthiotransferase activity. Gene Ontology annotation, biological process: tRNA methylthiolation. NCBI's taxonomy places the organism in Eukaryota, Oomycota, Peronosporomycetes, Peronosporales, Peronosporaceae.